AUGAGGAAUUUAUUUUCGACCAAGAAAAUACAAACUGAGUCUGCUAACGCGGUGAGGCAUUUAUUGGACACCACGUCAACAUGUUUGAAGUCGUUGCAGAAUAUGGGCAUCACCACGAGUACUUGGGACGUAAUAAUAGUGUAUUUGGUGAUUACAAAAUUAGACGCUGAAUCUAUCAAACAAUGGGAACAGCAUUUGAAUAUGCUAGGCGAUGAUUUACCUACCUGGGAACAGUUACGUGAGUUUUUAGAGUACAGAUUCAGAUCAUUAGAGAUGAUUGACACCAACACGUCCCGCCCAGCACCACCAGCGAAGCCUGCAGCUAAAGUUAAAACAUUUCACACUGCCAUCGAGAACAAAGUCAAGACGAGUGACAUCGAGUGUGCUAUGUGCCAUGAGAUCCAUCACAUUUAUCAAUGCAAGCAGUUUGGUUCCAUGACACCCCAAGGACGUCAAGAUUUUGUGCAAAACAAUAAACUAUGUUUUAACUGCCUGAUGCCUACACAUUCUGUAUUGAAGUGUCGUCUGACGACGAGUUGCCGUAAAUGCGGAAGGAGACACCACACUCUUCUUCACUUCGACAGAGAUGACAACCAGGAGGCCAGAGUUACGAGCGAGGUUGCUGCGUCAUCUGCGUCACCGAGUGCACCAUUACCUGAGAAACUGAACAAACCACGAGCUACCAAGCUUAACGUGCAAAAAUGGAGCGAGAUUGAAGACUUACCUUUAGCAGAUCCUGAGUAUUCAACGCCAGGUAAGAUUGAUAUCCUUCUAGGUGCCGAGGUGUAUGCAGAAAUAAUACUGGCGGGGUUGUUCAAGAAGCGUGCAGAGGGACGCAAAGGAACCAUGAUAGCACAAAACACCAUGCUCGGCUGGAUCGUGUCUGGUCGAGCAGUAAGAGGAUCUGAGACUCAGGUGAGUACGAGACUGAUUAGUAUGCAUGUUCAUAUACAGGAAGAUGACUUAUUGAAAAAAUUUUGGGAGAUGGAGAACGAGCCUAACAGUAUUGAGAAAGAGAUGACGAAGAGUGAGCAACAAUGUGAGGAGUUUUUUAACUCAACGACUGUGAGAGAUGACGAUGGUAGACUUGUAGUGAGACUACCAUUUUCAACUGAGGACCCUAAGUGUCAAUACGGCAAUUCUAAGGAAAUUGCUAUCAAGAGAUUAGAGAUAUUAGAGAGAAAAUUACUGAGAGAACCUAAACUACGAGAAGAGUACAACAAGGUAAUGGAAGAGUACCUAAGUCUUAACCACAUGAGAGCAGUGAGUGAGAGAGAGCUAGAGAAUCAUAAGGCAGUGUAUCUUCCUUUCCACGCUGUGAUCAGGGAGGACAAGGAGACAACCAAAUUUAGAAUUGUUUUUAAUGCUUCUAGCAAAGGAGACAACAAUAUCUCCUUAAACGAUGAUCUCCUUGUCGGCCCUAAAUUGCAGCAAGACUUGAGACACAUUUUAAUGAGAGCUAGGAGUCACAAAAUCUGCCUUGUCGCAGAUAUCAUCAAAAUGUACAGAAUGAUUCGUGUAGCUGAGGAGGACACGGAUUUCCAGAGAAUCGUUUGGCGAUUUAAGUCAGACGGGUCAGAGCCAAUACAACACUACAAGCUAUUGAGAUUGACGUUCGGGACGGCUUGCGCACCUUAUUUGGCCGUUAAGUCAUUACAAAAACUCGCUGAGUUAGAGGAGAGUAAGUACCCAUUAGCUGCGAGAAUAACCAAACGAGACUUUUACAUGGACGACUUAAUCACUGGAGCUGAGACUGAGGCUGAGGCACUACGAAUAUUUAACGAGAUGAAUGAGUUGAUGAGAUCUGGUGGUUUUGAGCUUCAAAAAUGGAACACUAACUCGAAAACCUUACUUGACAAGAUUGUAGGGAAUAAAGAGUCAUCUGAUCAGACAGUGCACCUGAAACUGAAUCAUACGAUGAAGGUUCUUGGUGUGAGUUGGAACAGAGAUACUGAUAACUUUGAGUAUACACUCAAUUUAUCAGAAGUUCAAGGACCCAUAACUAAGAGAAAAGUACUGUCCGACGUAGCGAGGCUGUACGAUCCCCUGGGGUGGAUUGCACCAGUCGUGGUUAUCGCAAAAAUCUUCAUUCAGAAGUUGUGGAAGUCGGGGCUUGAGUGGGAUUCUCCAUUAACAGAAGAGUUGGUAAGUGAGUGGCUGUCGUUCAGAGAGGCAUUAGCAGACCUUAAGCAGCUGGCGAUACCAAGAUGGCUGAAUGCUACACCGAGAUCAGAGAUCGAGCUACAUGUCUUUGCAGACGCUUCAAAGUCAGCGUUUGCAGCAGCGGUCUACGUGAGAGUGGUGGAGCACAACGGUGUACACGUGCACCUGGUAACAGGUAAGACAAAGGUAGCCCCAACAGAGAGAGAAAUUUCCAUUCCGAGAUUAGAGCUGUGUGCUGCGGCUCUAGCAGCGAAACUUAUAUUUGAAGUUGCACAGAGAGAUGAGAGACAUGUUCAACACUGCUAA
Molecule: messenger RNA, 2469 nt
Organism: Leguminivora glycinivorella
Lineage: Eukaryota; Metazoa; Arthropoda; Insecta; Lepidoptera; Tortricidae
Exons: 3
Coding region: 1-2469 (822 amino acids)
Source: RefSeq, a predicted model, not a curated record